UCCGGAAAAACAAGUUGCACACAACAAGCCCUGGGGAAGAGAAGCAAAGGAGACUUAGCCACUGGCAGAACAAACAGCAUGGAUCUGAUGACUUCAGCAGGCCCCACGGCCAAUUCUGUGUUUGUGAUGGCACCCCACAACGGGCAUCCUGUGAUCCCCGAAAGCAUGUCUCAGGUGCCCCUGUAUCCACUCACCCAGCCCCAAGUCCACCAAAUUUCUGGGAACCCACCUGGUUUAGAGCCGCCUGUGUCUAUGCAACCAGCCCAGAGAUCCUUUAAAGAAGCCAAAGUUUUAGGGGCCAUCCAGAUCCUGAUUGGCCUGAUACACAUUGGCCUCGGCAGUAUCAUAGGCAUGAUCGUUUCCUGGUACUACUACUACACCGUUGUCUCAUUCUAUGGAGGCUAUCCCUUCUGGGGAGGCAUCUUGUUCAUCAUUUCAGGAUCCCUGUCAGUGGCAUCAGAAGAGCUACCAAGAUCUUCUUGUCUGCUGAAAGACAGCAUGGGCCUGAGUAUCACCAGUGCAGUCUGCUCUGUGGUUGGAAUCCUGCUCCUCAUCACAGAUAUGGUUAUCAACUCCCUAUUUAUCCACAAUAGCUCCAAUGGUAUGGUCUCUGGAAUAGCUAUUUCUGCCAUGCUGUUCAUCUUUAGUCUCCUGGAGUUCUGCAUUGCCUGCACAUCUGCUCACUUUGGCUGCAAACUGGUCCGCGAUUCAUACAACAACGACGCUGUGGUCUUCCAAACCGUCUAUGUGACAAACCUAUUGGCCAAUCCAGAACCAAUGAACUCCCCACCAUCUUAUUCCAGUGACAUCCAGGACUACAAAUAAGCCAAAGGUUCCAGAAGCAUGGUUCUCUGGAACCAAAAUAGAACUCCCUCUGGGCUUCUGAAACUCAGCUUCUUCCUUCUCUGACAAACUAAAGAAUAUGUCCUGUCCAACUGUCGGCACCCUGUACUUCAUUCACCUUAGCUUGGUUAAUCAUGCUGUUUCUCCAUUUAAAAGGAAUAAAAGGAGACAGGACUUUAAAGUGAAUUUGAGUAAAGAGGUCCUUCCUAGGAUAUCCACCUGUGGGACAUCCAGUGCACUGAUGAGCUUAUGAGCUAAUGAAACAAAUGUCUAGACAAUCCAAGCUUCAUUCUCCCAAUCAUUCACUCACGGACUAAAAAUGCACUGAGUAUUUUAUAUGUUCAAAACUAUUUAUGGCAGAAAGAGGGUAAACAUGGAACAUGCAAUUCCUUGACUUCAAGCAACUUCUGCCUCACAAGAGAAGAACAUGCAAGCAAUUUUCUUUAAAGUAAGGCAGAAUAUGGGGAUAGUGCAGAGAGAUCAGAGAGGGAAAUAAUUUAUUCUAACAGUGAUGGGGAAGCAGAGGACAAGUCUAGUUAAGGAAGCAGCAUUUGUUGGAAAAUUAAAGGAGGUAGUGUGGUUUUUAUAUUGUUGUUUUUUAGUCCAAUAGCAAACCACAAUUUUGAGAGGACCUUUGGAGAGAGUCAUCCACUAAAAUUAUUAGUUUUUUUUUAUAUGCUGUUACCUCCAAUGCAAUAUUACUCAAGAAUAAACAUUGUCUUAAAAUAUCUUCCAAA
This is a messenger RNA of Pipistrellus kuhlii (Kuhl's pipistrelle), 1580 nucleotides long. Its product is annotated as membrane-spanning 4-domains subfamily A member 8-like. Gene Ontology annotation, biological process: cell surface receptor signaling pathway. Bases 79 to 825 code for a protein of 248 amino acids. Lineage: Eukaryota; Metazoa; Chordata; Mammalia; Chiroptera; Vespertilionidae. Gene Ontology annotation, cellular component: plasma membrane. The record is from RefSeq and is a predicted model, not a curated record. The transcript is spliced from 7 exons.